AUCACGUAUAAUCAUUGCCGUUGAUCACGUUGACUCAACAAAGAUUAACGGCCGUGAUUAACAUCGGGCGGCGAUUCUCACCCGAGUCACACACUCCAUGCCCGACUUCUACACGCAUUUCGGCCUCAAUCCACACUCGGAAUCACCCCACCGCCAUGACCGAUCGCCAAGACCGCAGCCCCGCCGCCGCCGCCGCCCCUCCCCCCCGCCCUCCUCCGCCCUCGCCGGAGCUCCCGGGCGGCGAGCCCCACCCCCGGGAGUUCUCCGGCCACCGGAUCAAGUACCCGAACCCGCCGGACGCGGCGAACCCCGACCCGGUCGCGCUGCGGGAGCAGUGGCGGUUCGCGAUCCGGCAGUACAGCCGGUGGUACUCCCACGCCUGGGGCACGGCGAUCCUCGCCGGGGCCGCGUUCUUCGCCCUGGGCUGGUUCAUCAAGGGCGGCAACCCGCUGCCGUCGCUCGGGGACGACUCGCACGCGCCCUCGUCGGCGUAUCCGAGUGAUGCCGGUGCGCCGAAGAAGGACGUGUCGGAGAAAGCGAGCGGGUAGUCGCGUUGCGAUUGGCGUUGUGGUAAGUUUUUUGCACCUAGAAGAGACUUCUCCACUCUUUUUCGUCGCACGAGACUGGACUGCAUUGGGAGGAUCUCGGUUCCAUGGAUCUGAAGGAAACAGAAGACUGUAUAUGGUAAUCUAUUGUGCAGUGUUUCUUAGCAAGUUUUCUUUCGCGAAAUGAAUGUCCAUUUCGAUCAACAGCACUCUAAUGUAAAUCCAGAGCCCCCUUAAGUCUCUAAUGAAAGGUCUAAUGUAAAUGAACGGCACUUCCCCCC
Syzygium oleosum is the source of this 826-nucleotide messenger RNA. RefSeq lists its product as uncharacterized. Bases 156 to 548 code for a protein of 130 amino acids. The record is from RefSeq and is a predicted model, not a curated record. The transcript is spliced from 2 exons. Lineage: Eukaryota; Viridiplantae; Streptophyta; Magnoliopsida; Myrtales; Myrtaceae.